Eruca vesicaria subsp. sativa (arugula) is the source of this 805-nucleotide messenger RNA. NCBI's taxonomy places the organism in Eukaryota, Viridiplantae, Streptophyta, Magnoliopsida, Brassicales, Brassicaceae. The record is from the annotation of a GenBank genome assembly.
AAAAAAAAAAGAUUGCACCCACCACUCGCUUGAGGGAAUCGAAGAAACAAGGAAUAACAGCGAACAAAAUCCAAAAAAAAAUUAAAUAAAGAAGAAAAACAAAUGGCGGAUCAGCUAACCGAUGACCAGAUCUCCGAGUUCAAGGAAGCCUUCAGCCUAUUUGAUAAGGACGGAGAUGGCUGCAUCACCACAAAGGAGCUCGGGACUGUGAUGAGAUCACUUGGGCAAAACCCGACAGAAGCUGAGCUCCAAGACAUGAUCAACGAGGUUGACGCAGACGGGAAUGGAACCAUUGAUUUCCCGGAGUUUCUGAAUCUAAUGGCCCGCAAGAUGAAAGACACUGAUUCAGAGGAAGAACUUAAAGAAGCCUUCAGGGUUUUUGACAAGGACCAGAACGGUUUCAUCUCGGCGGCUGAGCUCCGCCACGUUAUGACAAAUCUUGGGGAGAAGCUGACUGACGAAGAAGUGGAUGAGAUGAUCCGUGAGGCUGACGUGGAUGGUGAUGGUCAGAUCAACUAUGAUGAGUUUGUCAAAGUUAUGAUGGCAAAGUGACAUUCUUCGGAAUCCCAAAUCUGUUUUUUUCCUUUUCAUCUUUAACUGGAAAAGUACAGAGUUUUUGAUCCUUCUAUCAUUGCUUAUGUUAUGUUCGUGAAGUUGAACUAAUAAUUUACUCUAGUUUCUUGACAGUUUGAAAUCAUUCACUCAUUAUCAUAGUCUUUCGUUCUUGUCUAUAGUUUGCCUUUUCUUGAGAUGGACAAAUUUAGGAAAAUGUUAUUGUGUGGGAACAUAUUUAUAAGAACUUGCG